CCUUGCCAACACUGAUGAGCAAGAGCAUGAACUUCACUUUGGUCACAUCAAUUCCGACGCCGGGGAAGACGGCCGGUGUCGCACUUCAAAAUGUCCACUGUAUUCUGGUUCGUCACUUCUAGUUUGAGGGCCGCAUUUGCAGUCGGAAAGGAAGAAACAGGGAGCACUAAAAGCGCUCAAAGUUCUGGAAUGGAGGAAGAGGAGGGUGGGACACUUUAAACCGUCCUUUUUUAACCAAUCCACAUUAAGACACCCACGAACCAAUGUGGUCAGACUAUUCCGAAAAGAAAUAGCCCUUGUCCACGCUCUAUGGUGGUCGAUCGGUCGCUUAGACCCUGAUAAACACCCUCGAUGUCGCACAGAAGUUUGGUUGACGUGACAUCACCUCAGUCCCCGGUUCUUUCCAAACGAAGACCUUUUGUUCGCACCCCCCUGUUACUUUCUUUACCCACCGAACUGUUGGAGCGCAUCAUUUAUGAAUCCUGUAAUACUGGCCGCAGGGCCCUCCGAUGCACAUGCAUGCUCUUGUGCAGGUUCGCCACACCCUUCGUCUUUGAGACAUUGGUCAUCGACACAGAGACCAUGUCUCUGUCCAAUUCCCGGGAUCGGCUGAGAUUCUUCAGAGCCCUCGCUUCGGGGAAGACAUUUACGCGAUAUGUAAGAUAUCUACACCUCAUCUCGCUGGAGCUCCCAGAAGGGAGAUGUACACUGGUCUCGUUGGACCGAAGGCGGAGGGAAAGGAACUCCAAGAAGCUGGAGGAGCUCCUCGUUGCUGCGAUACCGCUUAUGACAUCGCUGCGGGGUGUUCAAUACGAUGGAGUUGAGAGGAGACUCCGAGAAAAUGGUGUUCUUUGGGACCAGAUAAGGUCUCUGCCUUCCAUCUCUAUGUUUAGUUGGAUAGGAUACCCGGUUCCCAUCACCAACUUCCCCCAUCUCACCCAACUCAGCAUCAGAGGACACCUCUUCUCCAGAUCUGUAGCCAUCCUCAUAUCGAACAGCCCCCAUCUAUCAUCACUCAGUGUCUUAUCUACUAAUUUUCCCGGAUAUAACCCAUCCGUGCUCGCUUUCUUUCGCCAGUAUCCCCCAGGAAAGUACAGCUCCAUCACUAAUCUCUCCCUCUGCGGUAAUUUGGCCGUGUUCCAGUCCGACGUACCUCUCCUAAUUCCUCACCUUUGCCAGCUACAAUCUCUCGAGCUCAGUAUAAAUUUUGUAGCAUCCGAGUUCUGGGCGUCACUACAGGCGGAACGGAUAUUCGUUCGACGGUUGUCCCUUUCCCUCUUGAGAGACGAUCCUAUGUUGUUUGACUAUUUAUGUUCAUAUUCGGGAUUGGAUAGUCUCUUCCUACUCAUCAGGAGGGGCUCCGGGGAAGCGACCCAGAAAGGUAUGGAAAGGGUACGCGAGAGACAUGGGGAGAUGUUGCAGAAGUGUGAGCCCCCAGGGCUCCAAUUCGGAGAGUAUGAUGCUGAGGACAAUUCUUGGUCUUGGAAGAUAAGUGAAGCCGUGUGGAUGCGUAAAUGGGGGCUUGACCAGCAUAGUCGCAUGUGUGGUAUUUGUAUAUUAUAAGAAAGAGCUGUUGUUAUUCAGAAUCAAUUGUCGGUAUUCAAGGAGA
Messenger RNA from Desarmillaria tabescens, 1609 nucleotides. RefSeq lists its product as uncharacterized. The record is from RefSeq and is a predicted model, not a curated record. Bases 352 to 1563 code for a protein of 403 amino acids. NCBI's taxonomy places the organism in Eukaryota, Fungi, Basidiomycota, Agaricomycetes, Agaricales, Physalacriaceae. The transcript has 2 exons.